Asterias rubens (European starfish) is the source of this 3514-nucleotide messenger RNA. RefSeq names its product branched-chain-amino-acid aminotransferase-like protein 2. Lineage: Eukaryota; Metazoa; Echinodermata; Asteroidea; Forcipulatida; Asteriidae. The coding region runs from base 161 to 1075 and encodes 304 amino acids. The record is from RefSeq and is a predicted model, not a curated record. The transcript is spliced from 2 exons.
GAACCCCUUUUUGUGUUGCGUUGCAAAUGAAAAAUCCAACCAUGGAUGGAUCUCUACUCUACCUCCAUAGAUGGGUGGAGCUAGCUAGUUGCAACAACUAGGAUGGAGCCUCCAUGGAUAGAGCAACAAUUGUUCACACCGUACAUCGGCAUAACGCUAGAUGGGUGUUGGGGUCAAGGAUGGGGCUAGGCCGGAACCAUUAAAUUCAACCAUGCAUUCCUCCAGAAACCUGCGACUCCUGAGAGCCAGUUUCACCAUGGCCGAUUCAAAACCGAAACGUCUUGCGUUGUGGACCUGUGCUCGCUCCCUCUCCACAGCCAUGGUGAUGAGCUUCGGUAACUAUGGAAACGUUGAAGUCUUCAAUGAGAUGUAUACCGGUGCAUGCGCCUUCGGUCCAGAUCGAAAAAUGGGAGUCGAGCUACCGUUUCCCGUGGAGGAAUCGCUGACCUUUGAGAAUGUGAAAUCCCAGAUGGAGGCUGACUACCCCAACAAGGAUCUUGUGUUUAUCAAAGACCACGCGGCUGGAAUGUUUGGUCACUACGAUCAACUUCCAGACGGCUUCACCCAUGCUUUCAUCAUUCGCAACCCAGAGAAGACAAUCGCAUCGGGUGUGAAGCUGGCUGCAAAGACCAAUUUUUCCCCCGAAGAGUAUCUCCAAACGUAUAAAAUCUUCGCCAAUUUUGAUGGGUACGCUUUCGGCGAUUUAGUGGCCCUAGCAGACCAUAUCGAGAAGGUCCUUGGGCAGCAUUUGGUGAUCCUGGACGCAGAUGACCUCCAGCGUGACCCCGAAAAGAUGCUGCGUUUAUUCUGCAAGGCGGUGGGGCUCCCGUUCCGAGAGUCCCUUCUGAAGUGGGAACCCAUUGAAGAGAUCCCAUGGCAUAAUUCUCAGUCACUGCUGACGAUUCACAAAGCAAAUGGAGCUUAUGAGGCUGCCCUGAAGAGUACUGGUUGGAUUACCGGAGAGCCCAAGUCUGCAGAUCUCUCUCAACUCCCACAGAUUGUUCUUGAUGCAAUUGAAGAAGCUCGUCCUUUCUAUCAGACCCUUUAUGAAAAGAGACUCAUGCCUGAUGAUUGAGGGUUAGACUCCAAAUAAAGGUUAUCAUCCUGAAAUAUUAAAAUUGUUUACUUGACUUACAAUAUGCCUUCACCUUCUUAGAUUUACAAUACCUAGAACUAUCAGCACCUUAGCCCUAUAGACUUACAGUAUAUAACUUCACCAUCUUAGACUUAUACUAUAGACUUUCGCUAUAUAAGACUUGCAAUAUAGAACUUCACCAUCUUAGACUUACAAAUAGAACUUCACCAUCUUAGACUUACAAUAAAGAACUUCACCAUCUUAAAUUUACAAUAUAGAACUUAUACUCAAAAUAUGGAACUCCGCCAUCUUAGACUUACUGGUAAAUAGACCCCCACCAUCUUAGAUUUACAAAUAGUUCUUUCACCAUCUUAGACUCACAAUAUAGAACUUCAUCAUCUUAUAGAACGUCACCAUCUUAGACUCACAACAUAGAUCUUCACCAUCUUAGACUCACAAUAUAGAACUUCAUCAUCUUAUAGAACUUCACCAUCUUAGACAUACUGUACACUAUAGACUUUCACCAUAAAGUAUAGAAUUUCACCAUCUUAGACUUACAAAUAGAACUUCACCAUCACUUGUCUUUGACUAUAGACUUUCACCAUAUUAGACUUUAUAAAAUAUAGAACUUCACCAUCUUAGACUUACAAAUGGAACUUUGAACACCAUCUUAGACUUACAAAAUAGACCCUCACCAUCUUAGACUUACAAAUAGACCUUUACCAUCUUAAACUCACAAAAAUAGACCCUCACUGUCUUAGACUUAUAAAUAGAACUUCACCAUCUUAGACUUACAAAAAAGACCCCCACUAUCUUAGACUUACAAAUAGAACUUCAUCAUCUUAAACUCACAAUAUAGAACUUCACUUUCUUAGACUUACAACCCUCACCUGUGACUAAUGUACAAUGACGGUAUGCAAUCCAGCACAGCUAAUCAUUUGGUGCCUCAUUUAGUUUAAACUACAUCAAUAGGGAAAAAAACAUACAGGAAUUAGUUACUAACAAUUACAUACUAGUAACUAGGACAAAGGACGAAAUAAAACAAUCAUAUCAGCAAACCAUACAACGAAAAAAGCAAGAUUUAAAAAAAAUACACACAAAAUGAAGACACACUCAAAAAUGUAUACAAUAUUCCCUUUGAAGACUUCUAUCCCUGUAAUUCUAUUGUAUUGUCCCCAUAGAGCUAUAGUGCCUGUAUAACGGGGUGUUACUCUCUAGUCAAUAUAUAUAGCUCUAUUUAUUCCCAUAGACUUCUCACACAUAAAGAUUGGUUAAAGAGCACCCCAGUCCGUGUUUUGUCAUCGGUCUCCAUGAGGUACAUGAGUAUGAGCACUAGGCACAUUAUUCACACAGACAAUCUUAACAAAGAUCAAACUAAAAGGCUAUAAUUUUUCUGUGCGUUUUUUUUUGUUUGUGCUAAAAGUGGAUCAGUUUUUGUUUUUGCUUGUAUAGGCCUAUGCCUCUGACGAAGGUCCGGUUUGGAUCGGAAGCUUUUAUUAUUAUAUAUGUGAACAAAAUAUAAAUGCAAAUUUCAGUACUGACUAGCAGAUGUCAUCAGUACAUUUGUAUAUUAAUUGUGCGUUGUACUAAGUGAUAUUGCCGAAAUAGCAUUCCUAAUGGUUCUAUCCACCUCCGCAGAAACGGGAUUACUUUUUCAAGGAUAGAUUUACACACUAGAUGAGCAUGCAUAUAAAAUAGUUGGACUAUAGUUUUAAUGCAAUAUUGUUAGCUUACGUAUUGUGUAUUGUACUUAAAGUAUCAUUCGCCGAAAUAGCAUUCCCUACUUGUUGCUUCUACCUCUGAAAUCAGUAAUGGUAUUAAUUAUUUUAAAGAUAGAUUUACAUAUAGACUAGUUGAUGUAAAUGUAAAAUGAUUGAACUAUAUUUUUAAUGCAACAUUAUUAGCUAACACUAUAGAAAACCGCAAAUACCAUUUUAAAAUUGCAUAUUUGAAACGAUGAGUUUUUAAACCAAAAGGGCCUGGCAGAUAUGUUUUUUGUUACAGCUUUAUUAGACAGAAACACAUUAUAUUGCCAUAUGAAAAUUGCAUAGUUUAGAAAACUAUGGGAUUUUUUAUCAUCGAUGAUGCCAAAAUUUUGAAAUAAAAUUUCAGACCCUGGUACGUUUGAAAAAUAUGGAAUAGUAGACAACAAAUAAUUAUCAUUUUAGGUCAUACGUCUAAGAAAACUAUAUAAUGCAAACAAACGUUAAAUUUGAUAAAGGAUGCAAGGUGUUGAACUAAAGGUACCGACCUUGAAUUGGUUUAUGUUUUAAUAGGCCAGGUACAUUUUGAAUAAAAUUUAAAUUAUGGAAUAAUAUUAACAUAAAGUGACUUGACACAUUUUCUAUAACGUAGCUAAUGCGAAAAUUCUGAAAUAAAGUUCCAUUUUAUUAAACUAUAUACUCACACGAAAUAAAAGUUAUAAAUCGGUGAAUGGAA